Messenger RNA from Galendromus occidentalis (western predatory mite), 2516 nucleotides. It is a transcript of the gene slgA, whose product is annotated as proline dehydrogenase slgA. The record is from RefSeq and is a predicted model, not a curated record. Bases 32 to 1849 code for a protein of 605 amino acids. Gene Ontology annotation, cellular component: mitochondrion. Lineage: Eukaryota; Metazoa; Arthropoda; Arachnida; Mesostigmata; Phytoseiidae. Gene Ontology annotation, molecular function: proline dehydrogenase activity; FAD binding. The transcript is spliced from 11 exons.
CGGAGAGCUCCACAGAAUUGCCGUGGAAGUGAUGUUGCGCGCGGGGGUUUCGAUGAGGAGCGCGGUGGCCCUACGUGCUCAUCCUGGACUUCCACCUGUGGGCUUUCCGGUCAGAAGACACAUCAGAUCAAGUUGUUCGUCGGCCCAGAAGCUCGAAGUCGAUCUGAAGUUCGAAGAUGGCAAAGAAGCCUUCAAAUCGAAGACAACAACUGAGCUGCUAAGAGCGUACUUCGUUUUGAAGCUUUCGUCGGUGGAUUACAUUGUCAAUCACAAUCGGCAGCUCAUGUCCUUGGGCCAGAAAUUCUUGGGAAAGAAACUCUUCCAUGCGUUGAUGAAGAGGACUUUUUACGGACACUUCGUGGGAGGUGAAUCAGAAAAUGCUAUAAAACCAACCUUGGAACGUCUCCGCCGCUUCGGUGUCAAGAGCAUCCUGGACUACAGUGCUGAGGAGGAUCUCAGCGAAGAACGGGCCAGGGAAAUCGAGAUGGCAUCAACGAUUUCGGCGGCUCCCUCAGACUCUGUUGAUAUAGACACACCAUCGGAGAACGAAGACGUCGCGAGUGAACUGGCUCAAUUCAAACCACAAAAAAAGUUCGCUGAUCCCCGGAGAUUCCAACCAACUGCUAGAACCUAUUUUUACCUGAGCGAAGCACAAUGUGAGAAGAAUGUAGAAAUUUUCCUCAAGUCGAUCGACGCUGUCGCUGGUACCACGCAAGGGACGGGUCUGGCAGCCAUAAAAAUGACCGCCCUCGGGAGACCCCAACUCUUGAUGCAACUGUCAGAAGUCAUCAUACACACACGAAAACUUUUUCGCGACGUGACGGGCAAGGAGAAGCUCAUGGCUCUCGAGCAAGUGACUCCAGAACAAAUCGACGAACGUCUCCAUAUCGACAAGGAUCAUGAAGAAUACCAGAAAUUCUUGUCGGGUAUGGAUUACGACAAAAAAGGAUUGAUGAAUUUGUUCACAUGGAGUGGACUCGUGGACACGCGAGGAAUGAUUUCGGAUAUUUUCAAAGUUCCGAACCUCAGAACGGGGAAAAUGGAACCGAUAAUUUCCGCUCUCACAGAGGACGAAGAAGAAAUGUUCAGGAACAUGAUGCGACGCGUCAAUACCAUUGCGAGACAUGCCGAAUCCACCGGUGUGCGGGUGAUGGUCGACGCUGAGCAAACAUACUUCCAGCCCGCGAUAAGUCGUCUCACAACGGAGCUGAUGAGGAAAUACAAUAAGACCAAGCCGAUCGUAUUCAACACGUAUCAGUGCUACUUGAAAGACGCCUUCGAUUGUGUGCAGCGCGACGUCGAAUUAUCGAAACGUCAAAACUUCUACUUUUCGGCGAAGCUGGUCAGGGGAGCCUACAUGGAGCAGGAACGACUCCGAGCGAAAACCGUGGGAUACCCCGAUCCUAUCAACGAUUCGUAUGAAGCCACGAACGAGAUGUAUCAUAAAGUGCUCGAUUACCUCCUGCAAGAGAUCGUGAAGUCUGGGAAGUCCGGAAGGGUCUCGGUCAUGUGCGCGACCCACAACGAGAACACGGUGCGAUACGUUGUGCGCCGGAUGAAAGAACUCGGCAUUGGAAGGUCCGAGAGACUCGUGUGUUUCGGUCAGCUGUUGGGAAUGUGUGACCAAGUUAGUUUUCCCCUCGGUCAGGCCGGAUACUCAGUGUAUAAAUAUGUACCUUAUGGCCCCGUUGACGAGGUGAUGCCUUACCUCUCACGGCGAGCAGUCGAAAAUAAUUCCUUGUUGAAGAAAGUUUCUAAAGAACUCGACAUGCUACGCAAAGAAAUCUUCCGGCGAGCUAAGCAAGGCGAAUGGAGACAUCUACCCUCGGAGGAGCUCAUGACCGCGUGAAUCCAUUCAUCCGAUGUUCGAUUCUAAUCCGUCUCCGGGCUGGGAAAUCAUGUCGUUCUCAAUCCGUCUUUCCUCUCCUUCCCCACCAAUCUUCACCGCCAAGACACGCUCUCUGGCGUCGUAUGACAACUAGAGCCCUCCGAUGUGUGUCUUACUUUAAAGAUCUUAUAAUAACUUUCUCCGGAUCCGUCCAAGGAAUGUAUAAGAUGUAUCUUAUUCGAGGAAAGGUAUCUGGAGAUGCUUUUUCUGUGGAGUUGACGAAUUUCGUGUUUUCCGGAUUCCGAGGAAUCUUUUUAGGUUGACAGAACUUUCGAUCGGUGCGACAUGGAUCGUUUUUUUUGUGGAGUUUUAAACAGGGCCGCCGAUUCAGCGGAUUCUAACCUAGAGCGCCAGCUCUCCACAUCAUUCCCCGUUCAAUUUUGCUGCGAUCCUUGAUCUGCGACGAAUCGUGCUGGUCUCCCUUGGUCUCGUAUCGUGUCACCUUGGACGCCGUGUGGAUUCAUUUCCCAGUCCCGUUCAUCCCAUGGGCGGAGUGGUCCGAGCAGCUAACUCAUUGAGAGCUGCGGGGCAUGAUGGAAGAGGGCUGGAGGCUUGGGAUGCUGAUGCGUUCCUGCGUUCUGGCACUGAAUCAGGGGAAGUUUCAACGCGAGGGCGCGCCUGACUGCUU